Molecule: messenger RNA, 585 nt
Organism: Entelurus aequoreus (snake pipefish)
Lineage: Eukaryota; Metazoa; Chordata; Actinopteri; Syngnathiformes; Syngnathidae
Product: deoxyribonuclease-1-like
Exons: 4
Coding region: 1-441 (146 amino acids)
Biological process (GO): DNA catabolic process
Cellular component (GO): nucleus
Molecular function (GO): DNA nuclease activity
Source: RefSeq, a predicted model, not a curated record
AUGACGUAUUUCUUCUAUUGCGUCGCAGCCGCGAGGAACUUUGCGCUGAUCCCGCAACACGCUUCCCCCGACUUCGCUGUGCAGGAAGUGGACGAGCUUUACGACGUGGUGACCGACGUCCGCGCCAAAUGGAACACCAAUGAUAUCAUCCUUCUGGGAGACUUCAACACCGACUGCAGCUACGUCACAGUGUCAGAGUGGAGGCACAUCCGCCUCUUCACGGACAAGAGCUUCCAUUGGCUGAUCCCUAACGAGGUGGACACCACUGUGUCUCACACCGACUGCGCAUACGACAGGAUAGUGGUGACCGAGGACAUGAUGAAGGGAGUGGUGCACCGUAGUGCGGACGUCUACAACUACAUGGUGGACUUGAAACUCGACCUCAGUAUGGCUCUGGCUGUCAGCGACCAUUUUCCAGUGGAGGUGAUGCUACUUGGUUGAGCUUCGACUGCCAGAACCGUCAGCGACUCUCCAGUUUGAGUAAUCUGAACAUUAUCACAAGACAAUUAAAUUUCCUCAGCCUAAAGUUUGUGAGAGAAACAUUUUUGUCCAUAGUAUCUGUGUUUUUUGAAGUGGUCGUAUAAA